This is a messenger RNA of Carya illinoinensis, 1475 nucleotides long. Its product is annotated as casein kinase II subunit alpha-2. Gene Ontology annotation, biological process: protein phosphorylation. The record is from RefSeq and is a predicted model, not a curated record. Bases 67 to 1296 code for a protein of 409 amino acids. Gene Ontology annotation, cellular component: nucleus; cytosol; protein kinase CK2 complex. The transcript has 10 exons. Lineage: Eukaryota; Viridiplantae; Streptophyta; Magnoliopsida; Fagales; Juglandaceae. Gene Ontology annotation, molecular function: protein serine/threonine kinase activity; ATP binding.
UAAAAUUGUUGGCAUGGCGGUGGCAACAUUAACGUGGUUGACAAUGGCCACAAAGCUGUGCGCUACAUGAGACAUGCGCACAACCCACCACCACUAUCACUGCCGCUCCGCCUCCUUCUAGCCUGCGCCCUCCUUGCCUUGCGUGCGCCUGUUGCGCGAACCCCUAUCCUGCGUACUCCCUCCCUUCCUAACCCUUCCUGCGUUGCCAUCAUCCCCACUAACACCACCACCUCCAACUACGGCAACGAUACCAUCCACCUCAUCGAGAUCUCCUGUUCGCACGCCCGAGGAGCCAUGUCCAAAGCUCGCGUUUACUCCGACGUCAAUGUCGUGCGGCCCAAAGAAUACUGGGAUUACGAAUCUCUAACCGUUCAAUGGGGUGAUCAAGAUGAUUAUGAGGUUGUACGGAAAGUUGGAAGGGGAAAAUACAGUGAGGUUUUCGAGGGCAUAAAUGUCAACAGUAACGAGCGGUGCAUAAUCAAGAUACUUAAGCCUGUUAAGAAAAAGAAGAUUAAGAGAGAGAUAAAAAUACUACAGAACAUUUGUGGUGGUCCAAAUAUUGUCAAGCUUCUUGAUAUUGUCAGAGAUCAGCACUCAAAAACUCCUAGCUUGAUAUUUGAAUAUGUGAACAGUACAGAUUUCAAAGUUCUUUAUCCCACGUUGACCGAUUAUGACAUACGCUACUACAUAUAUGAGCUUCUGAAGGCAUUGGACUACUGCCAUUCACAAGGAAUAAUGCACAGAGAUGUCAAGCCUCACAAUGUUAUGAUCGACCAUGAGUUGCGUAAACUUCGCUUGAUAGACUGGGGUCUUGCUGAGUUCUACCAUCCCGGCAAGGAAUAUAAUGUCCGUGUAGCUUCGAGAUACUUUAAGGGUCCUGAACUUCUGGUUGAUUUGCAAGACUAUGACUAUUCUUUGGACAUGUGGAGCCUCGGCUGCAUGUUUGCAGGAAUGAUUUUCCGCAAGGAGCCAUUCUUUUAUGGUCAUGACAACCAUGAUCAACUUGUCAAAAUUGCAAAGGUUCUUGGGACAGACGAGUUAAAUGCAUAUCUGAAUAAGUAUAAUUUGGAGCUUGACCCUCAACUUGAUGCACUUGUUGGGAGGCACAGCAGGAAACCCUGGUCCAAAUUUAUUAAUGCAGAUAAUCAGCAUCUGGUUUCUCCAGAGGCCAUUGAUUUUCUUGAUAAGCUCCUACGGUAUGAUCACCAGGACAGGCUAACUGCAAGAGAAGCCAUGGCACAUCCAUAUUUCUCUCAGGUGAGGGCAGCAGAAAGUAGCAGGAUGCGCACACAGUAGGCUGAUCCCAUGGAGUCCUGUGUGUAAACAAACAAGAGGCCAUGCUAGUUGGAAUAUGUUUUAUAAACCCUAUAGUUUUUUAUGGCUUCCUCUCGCUGAAUGUGGGCAGUCAAGUUUGUGUAUGGGUUCAUAAUGCGAAGACUAUUGUUGAGUUGAAUGAAACUUUGUGAAGUUUUCAA